AUGGAUAAUGAAAGUAUUAUUCGGAUUUGCGUGUCGGCAUUCUCUGAAGAGGAUAUAAGUGAGGCAAAAACACUUUUAUUCACUUCGACCAAAACUAGCAAGAAAUGCAUUUCCCGUCGCAAGGACAGAAAGCAGAAGGAUCUCGAGGACAUAAUUACAGUGUUUAAAACAAUAGAUCCCGAUCAAUUGCCCCUGUUCGUGGCCUAUGAGCUUCAUAAGCUACCGCCAGUUACCUUCGAUCAUGUCGACGUUACGAAGCUGUUAAAAGACAUUUUGGUGUUACAAUCAGAAAUCGCGACGCUGCAAUCGGUGACUUCGGAUAUUAAAAACAAUUACGUUACGAAAGAACAUCUAAAAAAUGUUAGUGAAGAAAUCAUAAAUCCGUUUUUUCAUUCAAAUGUGAAUAAAAUCCGAGGUGGAGGGUACGGCUUUGAUAGCGGGCCGGUCGGCCUACAGCCGGUACAAUCAGCUGAUCAUGGCGGCGUACACGACGUGACAGUGGAGGAGUCGUCACAGUAUACCUCUCCCGUACGCACGCAUUUGGACCCAGGGAGCUGUAGUAACCCCGUCCUUGUCGCGCUAACUAACUCGAAUAUGACUGCUACAAAUGUCACUGAUAAUAAGUCUUCGCCGCAAAAAUUGCCCGUAUCUCAGAAUAAACCUACUUUGGCUCAGAUUGUAAACAAUGGGCCUAAAAACGAUACUGAAGACGGUUGGUCGCUGGUACAAAAGAAAAAAAUAAAGAAACGGUUUGAAAGCAAAUCAGGGAAGGCGUGUUCUGAUAUAUCUGAAAAGUUUAAGGCGUCAGAUAUUAAAAUUCCUUUGUUCAUCUCAAACGUGAACAAAGAAACUACUGAAAAUGACAUCUGUGAAUAUGUAACCAAAAUGACCGGUGAAACACUGACUGUGUUCGUCGCCUGUGUGACCAAGUGGACGUGCUCGCCCUGCAGGAAACCUGGCUCCUGCCCCACGACGUAUCAUACCUGGGAACCAUCCACAAUGACUUCGCGUACACAGGGAAAUCAGCAGUGGAUACCUCAAACGGAAUCCUCAUUGGAAGACCAUACGGGGGUGUAG
Aricia agestis (brown argus) is the source of this 1077-nucleotide messenger RNA. RefSeq lists its product as uncharacterized. The record is from RefSeq and is a predicted model, not a curated record. The coding region runs from base 1 to 1077 and encodes 358 amino acids. The transcript is spliced from 2 exons. Lineage: Eukaryota; Metazoa; Arthropoda; Insecta; Lepidoptera; Lycaenidae.